Paramuricea clavata is the source of this 2259-nucleotide messenger RNA. NCBI's taxonomy places the organism in Eukaryota, Metazoa, Cnidaria, Anthozoa, Malacalcyonacea, Plexauridae. The record is from the annotation of a GenBank genome assembly.
AUGGCAACCGAAGAAAAUGACAAAAUCGAAGUUGAUAUGAGUGCUGAGAACAAUAUUACCGGUAUCAACAGUGAUAAUGUGGUCGAAAGCGAACAACAAAGUCAGUCUUAUUCAUCGAAACAGCAUGCGGAGAUGCUGUUGAAGUUAAGAAGGGAGAAAAGAACCCGUAAAACGAAGGUAACUAAGCUUAAACAUCAAUUACAAAAAAUAUGCAGUGUAAAGGACGGAAAUAUAGACACUGCUCAAAUCGAAAAAUCGUAAGUGAAUUGUGGGAAAUUUUAGAGGAAACACAGCUUGUAAUGGACGAAAUGAGUAGCUUGUAUUUACAGAUGAAUGAUAUGAAACUGCACAAGGAAAUUAUGCAAGAAUCAGAUAGCUUAGAGCUAGAAAUACAGCAGAUUAUAGACAGUGCACAGAAGAUGUUAGUUGCCUCACCCCAAGUAUUAGGAAAAGACAACCCAGUCGACACCGAACCAGUUUUGCUCACAGGGAGAAAUGAUUUAUCGACCGAAUCGAAUAACAAUUUGCAAACAGAAGUACAGACCCCUAGUCACCAGGACCCAACCCCUAGUUCCCAAACCCCAAUUCCACCUGGUACCCAGACUACGACCCUUCCUUAUCAGAGCCCUAGUUUCCAAACCCCAAUUCCACCUGGUACCCAGACUACGACCCUUCCAUAUCAGAGCCCUAGUUCCCAAACUUCAAUUCCACCUGGUACCCAGACUACGACCCUUCCAUAUCAGAGCCCUAGUUACCAAACCCCAUUUCCACCUGGUACCCAGACUACGAUCCUUCCUUAUCAGAGCCCUAGUUCCCAAACCCCAAUUCCACCUGGUACCCAGACUACGACCCUUCCAUAUCAGAGCCCUAGUUCCCAAACUUCAAUUCCACCUGGUACCCAGACUACGACCCUUCCAUAUCAGAGCCCUAGUUACCAGACCCCAAUUCCACCUGGUACCCAGACUACGACCCUUCCUUAUCAGAGCCCUGGUUACCACCCCCCAAUUCCACCUGGCACCCAGACUACGACCCUUCCUUACCCAAUUUCACCCCAAAUGCAAGGGGGUAAUUCAGCAAUUAAUCGUCACCUUAAAGCUUUGCGCGUUCCUGUUUUUGAUGGUACCAAGGCCAAAUUUGAAGAAUUUUGGAGCCUGUUUCUGAGUUUAGUAGAUGCUUCAAAUGAACCCAUCAAUCUCAAAAUGGUAAGAUUAUAGCAAAUUUAACCGGCCGAGCCCAUGAUGCAAUUCGAGGUCUAGGGGUAUAGAACCUGAAUACACAGAAGCGAAAGAAAUUCUUAAGACAAAGUUUGGUGGGCAACGUCGGCAACUAAGAGCUUACAUGGAUGAGUUAGACAGUAUACCAGCACUGCGUUAUAAUGAUGUGGACAAUUUUGAAAGGUUUGCUGAUUUAGUGAGAGUGGCGGUUGUGAAGCUGAAAGCAGAAAACCGACAAGCAGAGCUUGGAGAGGGAACAUUGCACAAUCAACUCGUACGGAAGUUACAUGAUCGACAUUUAGAGUGUUACAGUCGUCGGUUAAACGUUCAUAACAAAGAACCAGCAGUUACUAGUUUGUGUGACUGGUUAAAAGAAGAAGUGGUAAUCAAGAUUGAAGCGAAAGAAAUGGCUCAUGGGUUGGAUGAGAAACUGUUACCUGAGCGACGACUCCCGAGAGGAAAAGCUGAUGAAGGUCGCCCAAGGUCAUACUUUACUGGAAAAGAAGUGGACGAUCGCUUUCAAAACCGUAUAGAAAAACGAGAAGAGAGAACCAAGCCCCCCUGCGUUUUCUGUGGUCAGGGUAACCAUGGGAUAUGGAAUUGCAACCAAUUUAAACAGAAAACAGUCGGAGAACGGUGGAAAGUUGCAAAAGAAAAGUAUCUGUGUUUUCGUUGUUUAUCCAAUGAGCAUCGUGGAAAGGAUUGUAGACGGACUCGCCCAUGUGAUGUUGAUGGAUGUCAGCUCACUCAUCACCGACUACUUCAUGACACCGCCCAAAGCAGGAAACCAGGUCCUGUACUUCCAGACGAGAGGGCGGAUCCUUCACGGGAGGGGGCAGAGAGUUUGACAAAUCUUACUAUGACAUCGAACCGGUCCAAAUUGCAACCAGAGGCAACCUCAUUGAGAACAGUUCCAGUUUGGGUAAAAGCUAAUGGAAAAAAGGUGAAAGUAAAUGCAGUGUUAGAUGAUUCCUCAAAUGAAUCUUUCAUGAAUGAAGAAGUUUCUGGCCUCCUUGGAUUGAGAACUACUUGGCAAACUGUACAA